AUGCCCGGUGCUCCUCUCAACCCUCAACGUGCAGUCUUCUCCACUGCCCAUCUCCUGUCCUCACGUCCCCGCAUUAACAGAGCAGAGCAAAACAAACGAAAAUUAAGAAACGAAAAGCAUAACAUGGGCAAACAAGAGUAUAAUCCGGUUCCGUGUCUGAUGGUUCAAUCCUCGGUCAUUAGAGAGAGAGACAGGAUCGUCAAACAGUCAUGCCCAAUUAAACUGUUAGAAAACGAUAUCCCGCCAAAAAGAAUGUCUGAAAAAAGCUCAUCCCUCCUCGAUGAUGAAGAUGACGGUAGUUCUGCUCGAGCACAAAAGAUAGAUGACUGCUUGGUUGCAUCUCGGGGUCCCAUGUUGGUAUUGAUAAUCCACGAAAGAAUGAAGGAUAGUGAAAACGUGUCGGUGUCCAUGUCGAUUAGUUGA
Molecule: messenger RNA, 423 nt
Organism: Nannizzia gypsea CBS 118893
Lineage: Eukaryota; Fungi; Ascomycota; Eurotiomycetes; Onygenales; Arthrodermataceae
Exons: 2
Coding region: 1-423 (140 amino acids)
Source: RefSeq, a predicted model, not a curated record